This is a messenger RNA of Anthostomella pinea, 2013 nucleotides long. NCBI's taxonomy places the organism in Eukaryota, Fungi, Ascomycota, Sordariomycetes, Xylariales, Xylariaceae. The record is from the annotation of a GenBank genome assembly.
AUGGGAGGAUAUCAGGAGUAUGAUCAUCGUAGGAGGAGCUCGCCAAUACCAACAAACGGAAGCUCCCUGCCUACCGCACCACCUAUCCCCCGCGUCACCUCUCCACCUCCUAGACUUCGAAGUCCACUGCCUCGUGCGGACAAAUUAUCUAUGCGCCUACGAAGCAACUCGGGCCUCGCACUACAUACGAACGAGGCCGCACUCAGCCAGUAUAUCGACUACAAGAAGAACGGGUCGACGCGACCAAAUUCGUUUAGCCCGUCCAUUCAUAGUGUACCAUUAGAAGAAGAGGAAGAUGUCGACGCCCCGAGGAGCUGGUUCGCCAGCUCAGGCAGAAGUAGGUCCUGGACGGGACCCAAUGCCUCGUUUCUUCCCUUCAUGGACUUCCUAGGCCGUGAUGCCUUUCAGAUGGCCCUGGACACCCCGGGAGUGAUCCGCGACCUCAUGGGUUAUUGCAAAGAGAGGCGUUGCGAAGAAGAUCUUGAAUUCUUACUAGCGAUUCGUGAAUAUACGCAGUCCACCGACGAGAUGACGUCGAUUCUGACGGCCAUAUCAGCGGCAUACAUCGCGCCAGGUGCCAUGCGGUCAUUGAAAUUGCCGACAAUGGUAUCCAGAUCACUCAAUGCCGAUAUCAAGCGCAUCGCAAACGCGACUCUACCCAGCUUGGAAGCUGUAUUCUUGGAAUCCAGAUCUCACAUCGAGCGGCGUAUGGCGGCCAACGUCUUUCCAGGCUUUGUCAAAACCCAGCUUACCCGGUGUACUGCAGCCGCCCUUUCCACGGGGGCCUCUGCCAUCUCUUCGUCCAAGUUGGAGUAUCCAGGCCUUGGCGAGAGCUUCUGCCUCACGAACGCAUCGGGCCCAGGCAAUGCCAUCACGGCAAUCACCGACGGCUUCCUCAUGAUUACCGGCUAUCCUCUUCAGGAAGUUAUGUCUCAAGACUGCAUAUUUCUAGAAGGCCCGUACACCGACCAAGAUGCCAUCCAUCGCAUUCAGACAGCUGUGAAAGAGGGUCGGGAGGCUGUUGAGCUCAUUCUCAAUUAUCGCAAGGACGCCACGCCAUUUUGGAAUCUCCUUUUUGUCUACCCUCUGAAGAAUCAGUCGGGACGACUAGAAAUGUGGCUCGAAGCUCAGAUCAAUGUCUCCGAUUGCGUCGGAAGCCGGAAAGAUUUGUUGCGAGUAAUGGGUGGUGGUGAAUAUUCCGAGACAAUCUCUGACGGCAGUUCAGAUGAUAAAAGUGAACUGUCUCCUUAUAAUAGACUUCGAGGAGGCGGCAAGCAGGAAAUUGAACCAAGCGUUCAUAGUCGGACAGGAUCACGAGGCUCAACUUCCAGCAGUUGCUUUCUCCAGCAGUUUCGAAAAGGGACACAAGUCACUUCCCCCCUAGCGUUCGCCGAUAAUCCUUCCGACUACUUCUUCGGCAAGGGUACCCAGACAUCGCAAAAGGUUCACUUCUUAAACCAGAGGUUUCAGCCUCGAGCUGCGCCAUCAACACCGCCGACAACCUACUCGCGCCACAUACUACUGAGGUGUCACCCUGUAUGCGUGCCACCCAGUUGGCAAAGGGCACCCACGCCAUCGGGUUCGCGAAAGAAACAUAGCACGAAACUGCACAUUGCUUACUAUUCGGACGAGGUCGCUGAGCUUUUGUGCCUUCGCGGAGACGUCACACACCAGGAUAUCUUCCAUGUCUUGACAGAUAAAGCAAACUCACCAUCUGUCACAAAGUCAUUCAAGUCCUUGGUCAGAGAGAGGAUAGAGUGCGGGAAGUCGACCAGCGCCGAGCUCAUGGUUGAUACAAACCGCGGUCUGAAGGGAUGGCGUAAAGGAAGCACCACCAGCACGGGGCCAGGCACGGCAAAUUCUGACGGCCUGAACACCGACAGUAACAUCAAGCCAGAUAAGAAGUGGGCCAAGAACAGCAAGCAGGAGAGGGUCAUGAGCCAUUGGACUCCCAUGAGAAACGGGGAGGGAAACUUGGAAUGGGUUAUUCUCAUUCUGGCGCAGGCGACCUGA